Molecule: messenger RNA, 324 nt
Organism: Penicillium malachiteum
Lineage: Eukaryota; Fungi; Ascomycota; Eurotiomycetes; Eurotiales; Aspergillaceae
Exons: 2
Coding region: 1-324 (107 amino acids)
Source: RefSeq, a predicted model, not a curated record
AUGAUCUUAUGGGAUUUGCGAGGUGGCUCUUAUGUGGCCAAGUAUCGACAAAGACUUCAAUCUCAUACGGAUUCCAUCAAUCUCUUCCUCAAUACUUUGACCUGGUCUGCAACUGAUCGAAUUGGAGAUUAUGUUGAGUAUCAUGCAAGAAGGCUAGAUGAACUUGUACAUCAGGCCCGUCAGUUCAGCAUGACUGCACAGUCUUCCGUGCCAGCUUUGCAGCCCAUUGUAGCAUAUGUCCCGAAUCACCGUGAGCUUGCUUCCACUAGUCCAGCCCAGCAGGCAAAUCCUGGUGCCUUCUUGGACAACCAGACCCUGAUAUAG